Messenger RNA from Rotaria socialis, 534 nucleotides. The record is from the annotation of a GenBank genome assembly. Lineage: Eukaryota; Metazoa; Rotifera; Eurotatoria; Philodinida; Philodinidae.
AUGGCUCCAAAAACCAUUUCUAACCAUCUGUUAGAUGUGAGCGUCUUGUUAGUUUUUGCCAUUGUUCUGGUCGUGUCAGCAACAAGUGAACAAGAUAAGUGUUUGAAACCUUACGGCGAUUCCUGUACAGAUUCGACGCCGAUGCCAACAAGAGCUGAAGGUUUAGGAGUUUAUUAUGAAGAACCAUGCUACGGAGUCGGAUGUGGAUUCUUUCGACCUUACUGCCGUCUUUGUUGGAUUGAUCCAAAAGCACCUGGUAGAAUGGAUCGUCCACAAUGUCCGCAAUGUGUUAUUGAUCGAGAACGGAGAACAGACACUCAAGAUCUACGAUGUAAACUGCCUCCUGGAAACUCUUGUACCAGCGGGACGCCGAAAAACACGAAAAAGGAAGGUUUAGGAGUUUAUUAUGAAAACCCAUGCCAUGGAGCCGGAUGUGGAUUCUUUCAACCUUACUGCCGUCUUUGUUGGAUUGAUCCAAAAGCACCUGGUAGAAUGGAUCGCCCACAGUGUCCAAAAUGUGUAGCUAGCUUUUAA